Messenger RNA from Amyelois transitella, 237 nucleotides. RefSeq lists its product as uncharacterized. NCBI's taxonomy places the organism in Eukaryota, Metazoa, Arthropoda, Insecta, Lepidoptera, Pyralidae. The record is from RefSeq and is a predicted model, not a curated record. The transcript has a single exon. Bases 1 to 183 code for a protein of 60 amino acids.
AUGACUAAAAGUGGGAAGAAGGGCAACCUUCAUGUUGUAGAGGAACUGUACAAUCAAAUACCAGAAUUCACUGAUGUAUUUUCUGAAGACACAUUCUAUGUGUUUGUUGUGUGCUUUGUUCUGUCUACAAUAUUGGUAGCAUUUAUUCUGUCUAGAUUUAUAACUAUAAAACCUGUAGAGUAGAAUUGUUAUCCAAAGAUGUGGUGUAUUUAAUAUAUUAAUGAAAACUAAGAAUAA